This is a messenger RNA of Acanthosepion pharaonis, 1563 nucleotides long. The record is from the annotation of a GenBank genome assembly. NCBI's taxonomy places the organism in Eukaryota, Metazoa, Mollusca, Cephalopoda, Sepiida, Sepiidae.
AUGCUCAUAUCUAUCUAUCUAUCUAUCUAUCUAUCUAUCUAUCUGCUAGUCUGUCUAUCUGAACUUGUUCAAAUCUAUCUAUGGAUUUUUCAAUAUCUAUCUAUCUAUCUAUCUAUUGAUAGUCUUAUCAUACCUCUAUCAGUCUGUUCAAAUCUAUCGAUAUAUCUCUGUCUGAUCAUUAUCCAUUGCAGUCUGUCCAAAUCUAUCUAUCUGUUGAUGUUUAAAUAUGCUCAUAUCUAUCUAUCUAUCUAUCUAUCUAUCUAUCUGUUGAUGUUUCCAAUAUCUAUCUAUCUAUCUAUCUAUCUAUCUAUCUAUCUAUCUAUCUAUCUAUCUGUGACAGUCCAUUCAUAUCUCUCACUUUCUGGCAAUUUCUUUCUUUCUUUCUUUCUUUCUUUCUUUUGUUCCGUUCUCUUCUUUCUUUAUCUUUCUCUUAUUUUUCCCUAUGUUCCCAUCUUUCUUUCUUUCUUUCUUUCUUUCUUUUGUUCCGUUCUCUUCUUUCUUUAUCUUUCUCUUAUUUUUCCCUAUGUUCCCAUCUUUCUUUCUUUCUUUCUUUCUUUUGUUCCGUUCUCUUCUUUCUUUAUCUUUCUUUAUUUUCCCUAUGUUCCCAUCUUUCUUUUUUUUUCUUUCUUUCUUUCUUUUUGUUCCGUUCUCUUCUUUCUUUAUCUUUCUCUUAUUUUUCCCUAUGUUCCCAUCUUUCUUUCUUUCUUUCUUUCUUUCUUUCUUUCUUUCUUUCUUUCUUUCUUUCUUUUGUUCCGUUCUUUUCUUUCUUUAUCUUUCUCUUAUUUUUCCCUAUGUUCCCAUCUUUCUUUCUUUCUUUCUUUCUUUCUUUCUUUCUUUCUUUUGUUCCGUUCUCUUCUUUCUUUAUCUUUUUCUUAUUUUUCCCUAUGUUCCCUUUUUCUUUGUUUUUUCCUUCUUUCUUUUUGUUCCGUUCUCUUCUUUUUUAUCUUUUCUUUAUUUUUCCCUAUUUUUCCCAUCUUUCUUUCUUUCUUUCUUUCUUUCUUUUCUUUCUUUCUUUUUUUGUUCCGUUUCUUCUUUCUUUUGUUCCGUUCUCUUCUUUUCUUUAUCUUUCUUUUAUUUUUCCUAUUUCAUCUUUCUUUCUUUCUUUUUUUUUCUUUCUUUUUUUUUUCACCUUUCUUUUGUUUCCGUUCUUUUUCUUUCUUUUAUCUCUCUCUUAUUUUUCCCUAUUUUCCCAUCUUUCUUUCUUUCUUUCUUUUUUCUUUCUCAUUAUUCGAUUAUUUUUUCUUUUUUAAAAUUUGCGUUUUUUCUCUUUACUUCAAUGUUCUUAUUUUGCCAUUCCUCUUUCUUUUCUUUUCAAAAUAUUUUUCAUCUUUUUUCUUUUUUUCAUUCUUUCUUAUUAUUUUUCUUUUUUCAAAUUCUAAGUCUUUCUUUGUCUUUCCACAUUCUUUUCUAAAUGCUUUUCUUUCUUUCUUUCUUUCUUUCAUUUUUCCCUAUUUUCCCAUCUUUAUUUCUUUCUUUCUACCUUUCUUUCUUUCUUCCUUUCUUUCUUUCUUUCUUUCUUUCUUUCUUUCUUUCUUUCUUUUAAUUUGCUUCUUUUCUUUUUAA